AUGCCCCGCUCCGACGAGGCCGAGGCCUUUUUCCACGCCGUCUACGCGGCCGUGCAGGAGAUUCCCUACGGAAAGGUGUCGUCUUACGGACACAUUGCCAUGCUCGUCGGUACCCCCCGGCGCCCUCGUCAGGUCGGCCUCUGCAUGAAGCAUCUCCCCUCGGACCCGGCCGUCCGCUUCAACAGCCAAAACGUACCUUGGCAGCGCGUCAUCAACUCCAAGGGCAUCAUCUCCCCGAGGUCCCAACCGUCGGGCGCUCAGAACCAGGCCGCCGCCCUGCGCGAAGAGGGCGUCGACGUCGCCACGAGUGCCCUGGGAGAGCUCAUCGUCGACCUAGCCCGCCACGGCUGGUUCCCCAGGCUUUUGCCGUCCGAAGCCCAAGAUGACCAAGACGAGCAAGGUCCUGACGAGAAUUAA
Molecule: messenger RNA, 417 nt
Organism: Hirsutella rhossiliensis
Lineage: Eukaryota; Fungi; Ascomycota; Sordariomycetes; Hypocreales; Ophiocordycipitaceae
Product: 6-O-methylguanine DNA methyltransferase, DNA binding domain-containing protein
Exons: 2
Coding region: 1-417 (138 amino acids)
Biological process (GO): DNA repair
Molecular function (GO): catalytic activity
Source: RefSeq, a predicted model, not a curated record